Chilo suppressalis (striped riceborer) is the source of this 2009-nucleotide messenger RNA. The record is from the annotation of a GenBank genome assembly. NCBI's taxonomy places the organism in Eukaryota, Metazoa, Arthropoda, Insecta, Lepidoptera, Crambidae.
UAAUGUUAGUGACCAUGAAAGUUUUAAACAAUAAACCUCAUGCUGGUUGUACUCACUCGCUUAAUACACCUCGAGACAGGCCGAGACCGUGUGUUAACAUGGUCGCUCGUCGUCUCGAUCGCUCGAGCAUCGUCUCGUGGGUCUCAGCUUGUCGGUUUAGUGUACUCAGUCAGCGGAUCUCGCAAGACAAUUGAGAGCAUGAAUGUACGUACACUCUCGCCGAAUACCUCCUCGGGCAAAAAUCGACGAGAGGCUCUCGGCGAGUGUGUACAACCGCUAUCAGAGAAGUAAGAAUGCUGGGUUUGCAGGUAGACGUCCGCUAGUGUCUUGGAAGUGGAUUGUCCUAUGGUCCCUCUGGGCUGCAGAGCUGGUGCAUCAGUUCACGCCGAAGGUGCGAGUGACCGGUGGCUGGCUGCGAGGCACGAUUUCGCCGCUGGGCACUCACAUACAAUACUUGGGCGUGCCGUAUGCCAGCGUCCCGAAUAGGUUCCAGGCUCCAGGCCCCGUGAAGUCCUGGGAAGGUACUUUACUCGCGAUUGACGAAAACAUCAGAUGCGUGCAGAGAUUUUCAAUGGCCAUCAUAGGACGAGAGGAUUGCCUCACCAUAAACAUCUAUACACCUCCGACUACCUCCAUGGAACUACGACCAGUCAUGGUAUUCAUACAUGGUGGCGGCUUCCGAGAUGGAUCCGGCUCUCCAUUCAUCUACGGGCCACAAUAUUUAGUCAAAAGAGACGUUAUCCUUGUCACAUUCAACUAUAGGGUGGAGCUAUUAGGUUACCUCUGUCUCGGAAUCAAGGAAGCCCCUGGAAACGCCGGCCUCAAAGACCAAGUCGCCGCUCUGAAGUGGGUCAAGGAAAACAUCAAAGCUUUCGGCGGUGACCCUGACAAUGUCACGAUAUUUGGCGAAAGUGCUGGCUCUGCUUCGGUGUUGUACCAUCUCAUGUCGCCGAUGUCGAAAGGACUUUUCCGAAGAGGAAUAAUGCAGAGUGGCACACCUCUUUCUUCCUGGAGCUUCCAAUUCGAACCUUUGCAAACGGCAAGCCUAUUAGCUAAAUCAAUGGGCUACGAUACGAUGGAUCCCUAUGAAAUAUACAGAAUAUUUAUCAAUAACACAGCUGAUGAGUUAAUGUCUACUCGAGUCCCAAGGAACGAAGGAGAUGUCAUAUCAUCGGAGAAUAUCUUCGUACCUUGCAAGGAGAAUAUUAUAUCUGGCGAAGAGUCGUUCCUUACUGAUACACCCUAUAACAUAUUAAUCAACGGCAUGUAUAAAAAGAUGCCGUUGAUAAUAGGCCACAACAAUGCCGAAGGAUAUUGGUUUGCCGGCAAAGAAAACGAUACAGUCAUAAAAAAAAUAAGUUUUUAUGGAUCGACACCUAGAGAUCUUCUAUUUCCCAGUGACGAAGAAAAGGUUGAGAAUGCAAAAAAGAUGAGACAGCUUUAUAUGGGCAACGACGAAAUAAGUAAGAAGACUAUGCCGAAGUUCUCCUUCUAUGAAGGGGAUGCGGCUGUCGUUUAUCCUACGGUAGUAACGACGCAUUUAUUGACGCAGACAUCGGAUGAACCAAUAUAUUCAUACAAGUUCUCAUAUGAUGGCUCUAUGAAUUUUGGGAAACUUCUUUCCGGUUUUGUGAAUGAGCCAGGCGCGACCCAUGCUGAUGAGCUCUUUUACAUGUUCAAUGUCAAGAUCCCUGUAGUUAUCCAAGAGCUCAUAGAGAGCGAUAUAAUUAAAAAAGUUACUACAAUGUGGACUAACUUUGCGAAAUAUGGGGACCCCACGCCGCAAACUACCUCGUUGCUGCCUAUCAAAUGGCGGCCCAUAGAUAAGGAAGACCCGCAGCGUUUGGUCAUAGACAAAGAGCUCAAAACAGCGCCAUUGUGGGACGACGAAAGGAUUCUAUACUGGAACGACAUUUACGCUAAAUAUAGGAGGACUGUUUAAGAUUUUAUGUUAAGAAAAAUACAAAGAAAGCUUACAAUUUUAUGUCGUAUUUUUUAAUUGUUUGAGU